AUGGUCAGCACAAGAUCCUCUUCAUCUCGCGCAGAUGACGCCAAGACGCCCAGUCCUACAGCCUCGUCGACGCAGCUGUCGCGUGGCGGUGCAUCAUCGUCCACCGCCCCCAAGAAUGGCAGCAGCAGCAGCAGCAGCAAGACGUGGCAUCACGUCCCCGACAACCUGACGCUCAUCUGGCUGGCCGUGUCUCUCCCACUCGUCACCUGGGAUACGCUGUACAUCUUUGGCCGUCCGGCCACCAUGCCGGGUGGCAGCCUGCACUGGCCGCUCUGGAGUCCCUACGCGCUCUACGGCGAGGUCGAUCAUGUGUACGGGUGGGAGGCCUUCAACUCCCAGGACGGCUUCACCGCCGCCCAGGGCUUCCUCAACAUCGUCGAGACGGCAAUGUACCUGUACUACCUCGUCAGCGUGUAUGGCCGCGGUGGGUGGAAGGUCGAGGGUGAGGCGGCGGCGAGGACCGUGCUGAUCGGGUUUGCGGCUGCGGUCAUGACCUUGUCCAAGACGGCGCUCUACUGGCUCCAGGAAUACUUUGGCAACUACUCCCACAUCGGACACAAUACUGCUGCUGAUAUCAUUCUUCUCUGGGUCAUUCCCAACGGUGCGUGGCUCAUCGGUCCUUCGUACAUGAUUCGGAGCUUUGCCCGUGAUGUCAUCCGGGGCAUCACUGCCCAGGACACCAAGGCUGAAUAG
Messenger RNA from Geosmithia morbida, 693 nucleotides. RefSeq lists its product as hypothetical. Bases 1 to 693 code for a protein of 230 amino acids. The record is from RefSeq and is a predicted model, not a curated record. The transcript is spliced from 3 exons. NCBI's taxonomy places the organism in Eukaryota, Fungi, Ascomycota, Sordariomycetes, Hypocreales, Bionectriaceae.